UGACCAGUGGAGGGAUGCUUGGAUCCUGUACCAAACCCUCUCUACCCCGCCACCUUCCUGGGACCCUGAGAGAGAAAUCUGUCCUGAUAGUUCCAGAAUCCUUGCCAGAGGUCAAGUGCCUAGGAGAUCCUAGAGAGCCCCCCUGUGUAUGUAGCAAGCCUGCCUUGAGCACGUGCCUUUGUGAUGUGGGUUCAGGCUCCAUCUCAGUGAUCGAUGAUCCAUAGCCACCCUGAAGCUUGCUGUAUAAUAUAUGGCUGUAGAACAUACAGAUAGUGUCAGCAUAAUCUACCAUCUGCAGACUGAGAUUUAAGGACCCCUCCAUUCAUUACAUUCAUACCUGCUGUGCUUGCACUGCCCACUCUGGCUCACAAGUAUUUGUAGGCUGUGCUCCUCACAACUCCCUUUAGCCCCUUAUUUUAACUCUUUCUCAUUCAGAUAGUAGGCUUAACUGAUGCCUCAGAGAAGGGACCUCAGGGGCAGAACAGUUGUAACAGAGGGAGGAAGAAACCUCAGGUUGAAGGUGGUGACAAUGAUAGUGUUCGGGGUGCCAAGCCUGAGACCCCAGCUGGUAUACAGGACAUUCAGUCCUACCAUGGCACUAUCUUGGCCAACUCAAGGCUCAGAUACUUGGUCUGGGCCAAAUCCACAUAGAUUUCCUGGUCUGCUUAGUUCUGGUACCUAGGUCUCACAGGAAUUUUGCAGGUAUGUCUGUACUAGGUUCCAUACUGCAGGUGUGCACCUCCAUCAUCUGGCUUUAAGAGACCUUUGUUGCAAUCAGUGCUUAGUACCUGAGCAGCCCAGUCUUGGGUGGGUACUACUUCUAGAGUCUGCUGAAAUGAGGGUAGCACUCCUCCCACCUUCUCAAGCCCAGAAUUCACUGAAUAUUGCAGUCUUUAUGGGUUCUAGACUGUUCUCUGCCACUGCUAGUGCAUGAUAGUCUGGUAGAGGGAGGGGUUGGGCCUUCUGACGAGCUGCCCCUGUGGCCCUUGCUGCUGCUGUUUUGUAAGUAGUUGUAGACUCUGUCUUGCUCCACUAAUCCCUGCUCUUUGGUAGCAGGAUAGGAUGAACCCCUCCUCCACUAAGCAGGUGCUGACCCAGUAGGUGUAAGUAAGAGGUAAAGCUGUGUCUAGAGAUGUCCUGAGUGGCUCACAGGCCUCUCACAGUGCCUUGAGCAUUUCAGCAAGCUGGAGAGAGUCUCCAAAAACAGGAGAAGCUUUGUGGGUUAAAUAAAGAGCAUUUUGCUGUAACCAUAUGUGGAACCUGAGGGCAGGACCUGAAUCCUGGCAUGGCCUCUUCCUAGAGCAGGGUGAAAUACAUUGCCAGUUCUCUGCCUGCCUCCAGAGGGACCUGAGAAGGCUAGGCAGGCAGAGGAUGUGGGGGAUGUUCCUGCCAGCAGCAAGUCAGAACCACUUGCUCCCAGAGCUCAUAAUGCAGAAGGAGAAAGGAGCCAUUCAGGUUUGUAGUUCAUAAAGGUUGUUCAGUGAAGACUGCAUGCAGGAUUGGAGACUUCCCCUUGGAGGGAGCAGAGAGAAAAAGUGCCCAGUCUUCACUUGGCACUCAUUCCCAUAGCUGGCGCCUGCACAUGGGGUGGCAAUGGGCCCUGUUUAGGGGGACCCGAUGCCCACUGCACUAGAACAAUUCCAGACCAUAACAGUUGUUGACCCAUUGGCUCUUGUUAAUUGUUUUAUCACCUCAUUACAUCUUCAAAAAUGUCCUAGUUUGCAUAAAAUAGUAUAAGGUCUCAGUAGCUGUAACCAACAAAGGGCAGGGAAGUCUAAGUGGCCAGUUGAGAAUGCAGCUUCGGCACACAGCCAAAAGGGACCCCACAUUCUUACUGAGCUGAAGGCACAGAGCCGGCUGGCCACAGGUAAGAGACUCCCUGGAGGAAGCCAGCAGGGGACUUCAGCCCAGGAGGGAUGCAACAGGGUCAUUGCCUGGAACAUUCAUGAAAUUCUCUAAUGUCUUAAUUUCUACAAUUAUAAAACAGAAACAAAGCUUUAGUAUUAUAAGGGUUUAAUGAUUAGUUGAGAUAACAAAUGGGAAAUCAUUUUGGAAGCCACACAUCACCAUUAAGCAUGAGCGGUUGUGUUAAUGGUAGAUUUCAGUGGGGACCGUCUGCUCACCCUAGCACUGCAGAGAAACUGAAUUGACAUCUUGGCAUCAUCCCAUCUAUAUUCCAGGACCUGAGGCUGUUGUGUGCCAACAGCACAUGAGAUAGUCUUUUAUUUGAACAGGGAUGCAACCAUAGGAUUCUCUGACGAAGCUCAAAAGCCAUAAUUGAAACAGCCAAGAGGAUGCAUACACAUGCCCAUUAACAUACAUGUAUGUUUGUGCAUGUGUGUCGAGAGCUACCUACUCCACAAAAUCACUCAAUAGAGAGGCUCUGUGGUUUUCCUGGACAGCUGUAUGAAUUGUCAGAAUGAAAAAAUUCAACCUUAGCCAUUUUCCUGAGCUCUGUAGAAUUACAAAUACCACAUCCAGGAGGCUGGGUAGAAAGGCAGGCACCUGUCACCUUUGCCAGACUUACCUAACCUUCCUCUUGAGCCACAUCAUUGGCUCAAGAGGAAGGUUAGGUAAGAAAAGAAAAGGGCACAAUAGUCAAACUAAUACUGUGACUUCUAGACAAGGACCUGUGAUAGCCACUCAGGUCCAGGUACCACAGGCACACUGAGUAAUGGCAGAGGCUAAUAGAAGGCAGGUUUGAAGCCAAGGCAAGGAGGCAGGCUUGCAGAUGGAAGGACAUUGGAUGGAAACUGGUCUUUGAAAGCCAGUCCUGGCUGUUCUUUGAGCAUCUUAACUCCAUUUAAGAUUCUUUCCCUGGGGUUGCCCCCCAACCUUACUUUGAAUGGUAGUGGGGCAUUAACAUCUGAUGUGGACCGUGAUGGGUCCACCUGUUGCCAGAGUUCUCACAAAUGCCUCAUGAAGAAGAACAGGGUUGGAAUAUAGGGAUAGAUUCUGGGGUGAGGAGCAAAGGUGUCUACAGAAUAGGAGGGGGUGGAGUUGGAACAGUGGGACUCUGGGCAGAGGAACGAGAACCUUGAACACCAGGCUAAGUAAGUUGUUGCCCAGGAAAUUUAUAGAAUGAUACUGAGCAUUAACAAAUCUGUAUGGUGAAUCAGGCAGCUGGGGUACAUUUUCAAUUGAAGAGGAAAGACAGGAGUCAGAUCACAAUGGAAGACAACUACACACAAGGAACUGUCCUGUUCCCAUAUCAGAGGGGUGUAGCUUCAGGACUCAGGCAGCACCUAGAAGCUGAGGUCCAGCCAUGACAGGGGAAUCAAGGACAGCCCUGAGAAUCUCAUGUUGGCCUCCAAAAGAAUGACAAAAAGAUCCCUAGAUGGGGGUACCCUAGGAAGAAAGAUAGUGGUUGGAUCUUAGGCAUGUCACAAUGAAGCAUGCCAGGAACAGCACUGCUUCAGGAUAUGGGGAGAGUGAAGCCAAGAAAAUUCAAAGGGACUUAUCAGUGGCUUCACCCCAUGGUGGUAGGGCCAAGGCUAGCUCUUGAGAUGUGAAAUUAUCUCUGACUAUCCCAGCCAUUCUCUUUCUUCUUACUUCUCCUUUUGAGGUUGAUAUGGGAGCCCCAGCAUCUGCAGCUUCCUUCUUUCUUCCAGCAGCCAGAGUUUAGCUGGAAGGAGAGGAAAGCAAGUCCAAGAAUCCCAUGCCAGGCCCUUCCAAGCUCUGAGAGUAAGAGCAACAGGAGUGUCUGUUUAUUGGCACCAACCACAUGCCAGGUAGUUUAGGACGAUACUUUUUCCAAUUGUCCUAACAACCUAGAGGCGGAAACACUAUCUUAUUCCCAUUUUAUAGAUGGGAAAACCAGGCACAGAGAGGUUCCCUUGCCAAAGUCACACAGAGAAGAGAGGUUCAUAGGGUGUCCAGGGCCCAGGCUCUUCUCAAUAGUACUGUCCCUGCAUGGAUCACUCUUUCUUGGCAUAGGAGAGUAAAGGGAAGAUGGAAGAGAGGUGGUGGAGGCCAUGAGUACAAUUGUGCCCUGCUGUGACCCUCAGGAGGGUGGGAGCUGGGCAGGAGCUGAGGAAUCAAAGGUGAAAGUGGCCUGUUUGCCUGGUUGUGGUGGGCAUAUUCUAAAGCAUUCCUUGUAGUUUCUUCUGGUGGUCAUGCUUCUGUGUAAUCCCCUCCCUAUAGGUGAGAAAAGCCCUCACUAUGAGCCUCUAACCAGUAGAACAUGGCAAAAAUGGGAGCUCUCACUCACGUGUGAUUACUUUGUGUUUGUAGGACUACAGUCUCCUCUGGAUUCUGUCAUUGCUGGCUUAAUAAAGAAAAAGGCCAUGUGGGAAGGAGCCAUGUGGCAAGGUACUAUGAGCCACAGGGUACCCGAUUCCUGAGACAUGGGCUGUCACCCACGAUGGCUCUCUACAUGGUGGCUUUUCACUGGGAGUCCUCCAUGAUUCUGCUAACCAUUAUCCUCUGUGUCCAGUUCUCUAUCAGGUGUCCAUCUCUGAGGGUUCCUGACCUUGCCCCUGGACAACUUCCCCUUCUCAGACUCCUAUCAGGCUGGACUCUGCAAACCUGCUUCCGCAAUGGGUGGGUUGUGAAUGCUGGUAAUGAGGAGCUGUGGGCGCAGCCAGCCUUGGAGAUGCCGAAGAGACGGGACAUCCUUGCAAUCGUCCUCAUUGUGCUGCCCUGGACUCUUCUCAUCACUGUCUGGCACCAGAGCACUCUUGCACCUCUACUUGCUGUGCACAAGGAUGAGGGCAGCGACCCACGGCGGGAUGCGGUGCCAGGCGCAGACUCAAGGGAGUACUGCAUGUCCGACCGUGACAUCGUGGAGGUCGUGCGCACCGAAUACGUAUACACUAGGCCCCCGCCUUGGUCCGACACACUACCCACCAUCCACGUCGUGACGCCCACCUACAGCCGCCCAGUUCAAAAGGCCGAGCUGACGCGCAUGGCCAACACGCUGCUGCAUGUUCCCAACCUGCACUGGCUAGUGGUGGAGGACGCACCUCGUCGUACGCCACUGACUGCGCGCCUGCUGCGCGACACCGGUCUCAAUUACACUCACCUGCAUGUAGAGACGCCCCGCAACUACAAGUUGCGAGGAGAUGCCCGUGACCCACGCAUCCCACGGGGCACCAUGCAGCGCAACCUGGCCCUGCGCUGGCUGCGAGAGACUUUCCCACGUAACUCCACCCAGCCUGGCGUGGUGUACUUUGCUGAUGAUGACAAUACCUACAGUCUGGAGCUCUUUGAGGAGAUGCGCAGCACCAGAAGGGUGUCCGUGUGGCCUGUGGCCUUUGUUGGUGGACUUCGAUAUGAGGCCCCACGGGUGAACGGGGCAGGGAAGGUGGUUGGCUGGAAGACAGUGUUCGAUCCCCAUCGACCAUUUGCCAUAGACAUGGCUGGAUUUGCUGUGAACCUGAGGCUCAUUCUACAGCGAAGCCAGGCUUACUUCAAGCUGCGUGGCGUGAAAGGAGGCUACCAGGAAAGUAGCCUCCUUCGAGAACUUGUUACCCUCAAUGAUUUGGAGCCCAAGGCAUCCAACUGUACCAAGAUCCUGGUCUGGCACACACGAACAGAGAAACCGGUGUUGGUGAAUGAGGGGAAGAAGGGCUUCACUGACCCCUCAGUGGAGAUCUGAGCCUCAGGAUGAAGGAGCCUCCUUCUUUGACACUGUUCUUGGCCUUCCAUCCUCUCUCCACAGCUGAUGGGCCCUCCAAGGCAGAGUCCUAAGGAACUACCAUCACCUCCUUUCUAUUCUGGGGGCUUUCAAAGAGAACCCAGCUUGAUGACAGGACAAAGGACAAAAUUUAAGCACAGAAAUUCCAGACUUAUUGUUCUCUCCAUCCAAUGUGACCAGGGAGCCUGAAAGACCUGAGGGCAAGGGGGUCUGGUUGCCAGCAAAGCCAGUGCUCAGCUCACCUCUAUAUAAGCAAGUGCCAUGGGCAUCCACGCCUGCCCUGUAAUGUUGCUGGGGAUGGGAGGGAGGUGAGAAGACCCUGCAGUCCAGUGGAGCAUGGUCCUCCCUUGCUCCCUGCUCCUUGGCCAAGCAUGACCGCACAGGAUGCUCAGCAGGGAAUUCCGAAGAUAGAGAGCAACUCCAGGCAUUGUGAAUGCCCUACUCCUUGGCAUCCACUCCUCCUGAGCACUGCUCCCAAAUCAGACAUACCUCUGGCUCUCCUCUGGUUCAUGUUUACAGAGCAUAUAAUAAGGCUGUCUUCUAUCUCAACAGGUGCCCGGCCCUGCAUGGGGGGAGCCUAAGCCUGUCAGUGGAUUCCUCCUGUACCUCAGGCUGUGGUGGGAAUGGACUCCCUUUCUCUUGCCCACUUUCCCCAAGCCUUCUUCUCCAACACUGGCAAAGGAGGUGGGCCUAGAGCCACACAGGUCACUGAAUGACCUGGACCAAGAACAACAUGACCCCCACUAUCCAUACACUACCUCCCCACCCUGCCCUGGGCUAUAGCCCCUUGCCUGGCCCAGGGUGGGGAGGGAAGAAACCUUCUUCCUGUGGCUACUGAAAACUGCAGGCCUCACGGCUACAGUAAGCAAUGGUAGGUGAGGCAGACAGCUCCUCCAGCCUUGAGAGUAGAAGGGGCUAGGAAAGUCCCCAACUUUUUUUUCUGCUCCUAUUUUGAGGGAUGAGAAAUUAGACUGGAGAGAUUUAGGGAAAGGGGGCAGGGAUCAGUUGGACACUAAGGAAAGGAGACUUGAGCACAAACUGCUCAUUCUAAUUUAAAAUAUAAAAGGGGAAAUAAAAUCUCACUUCUCCUGAAGCUGGGAGCAUGCAGAGCCGGCCCACCUCAUAUCCAGCUGUCCCCUCUCCACUCCAGAGAGAGAACAGAGUUGCAAACUGCUGCCUCUACCCAGGGAGUAGUGGCUCCCUGGUUCUCCCAGGGCCCUAGAGAGGUCCCUGGCUCUCUGACCAGGACAGCCCCUCUGGUGGUGAUCACAUGCUCCUGAAAGUUGGAAGCACAAUUUUCCUCCCACGUGAAGGAAAAGUAAAGGGCCUGUGCCUACUGCAGAGGUGUUUAUUUUUUAAUUGCUAACAGCCCCUUCCCUUACUCCAUUAAAAUUUAUAGGACAGGUCUGAGGGCCAUGCAGAAACCACUCCUGGAUGUGUGCUUAGGAUUCAGUCCAGACACCUAACAUUCAGAGUAUAGCAUUGGCUGCCUAUUCUGAAAUGAAUAUAACUUCCCACUGUAUUCAUGAAACCAUCUGAUUAAAUCAGAUCCCUGAAUCACCUUGCAGGAUGUUUUCCCCAACCUCUUAUACUUUGGAUAUUGCUUUGGAAACUGACCCCUUGGCAUCAAGUGUGAUGGCAUGGGACAGAGGAAGGAGGUGGGCAUAGGGCAUCCAUAGAUGAGUGAAUUUAUGUCUGGGCAUUCUACUGCCUCAUGAAAACUAGCCCUGAAUACCAAGGUCAAAUUGGCUGGUAUGAGAACACCUCCUUAGCCAAAAACCUAGGGCUUAUUUUCAGGAAAUUAAUAAUGAACAACAAAAUGAGGAUUUUUAUUUUAUUUUAUUUUAUUGGCAGAUUGCUAGUUCAGUUGUUUUCACCUAAUAUCCUCUCUUAGCUGCAUGUAUAUUUAUUUAUAAUUAUAACCCUGGUGGACUGCAGCCUUCAUCUUUGUUGGGAAUGAGUUUGUUAUAAGUCAGAAUUGGGUCCACAAUGACGACUUGUUUUUCAAACCCAGUCUGUUCCCUGCUCCAUUGCUGGUGAGCCCCACCAUAAAGAACUGAAGCCAGGGGUUAGGAGUUUCCAGGGCAGUGGCUGGGGUGAGGGGGAGCCCAGGCAGCUGCACCAUCUGAUCUCUUUUAAUUUAACUGUAUUUAAUUUGUUUUCAAAAUUAAAAGUCAAAUAUGGUUUUUAACAGUCCUAA
This is a messenger RNA of Ictidomys tridecemlineatus (thirteen-lined ground squirrel), 7838 nucleotides long. The record is from RefSeq and is a predicted model, not a curated record. NCBI's taxonomy places the organism in Eukaryota, Metazoa, Chordata, Mammalia, Rodentia, Sciuridae.